Elaeis guineensis (African oil palm) is the source of this 1626-nucleotide messenger RNA. Its product is annotated as probable polygalacturonase. Gene Ontology annotation, molecular function: polygalacturonase activity. The record is from RefSeq and is a predicted model, not a curated record. Lineage: Eukaryota; Viridiplantae; Streptophyta; Magnoliopsida; Arecales; Arecaceae. Gene Ontology annotation, biological process: carbohydrate metabolic process.
UCAUCUCUUUCCUCUGUCUUUCCGCUAUCUUCCCUUUCCAGCCAAUAAUGGCAUUGCUCAUGAGCGAUACCGCGAGAAAACUCUACGUAUCGAGGUUGGUGAUUUUAUGGAUGGUGGCGGUGGUGGGUCUCAUAGGAGCGGCGGAGUGCACAGGCUAGGGCACCACGGCCACCAUCACCGGAGUGCCGGCACCGGCUGGCCCGAGUGGGCUGAGGCGGCGGGUGCUGCCGGCUGCCGGGCCCACACGGCGAGCCUGACGGACUUCGGGGCGGUGGGGGACGGCACCACCUCCAACACGCACGUCUUCGCGGCGGCCAUCGCCAACCUCAGCCGCUUUGCCGCCGACGGUGGGGCGACGCUCGUCGUGCCCCCCGGCAAGUGGCUGACGGGGCCUUUCAAUCUCACCAGCAACUUCACCCUCUUCCUCCACCGCGACGCCGAGAUCCUCGCCUCCCAGGACAUGAAUGAAUGGCCAAUCAUUGAUCCCUUGCCCUCUUAUGGGAGAGGAAGGGACUUACCCGGAGGAAGAUACAGCAACUUCAUCAUGGGAUCUCACCUCACUGAUGUAGUCAUCACAGGGGAUAAUGGAACGAUCAACGGGCAGGGGAAAUUCUGGUGGGAUAAGUUCCACAAUGAUCAGCUGAAGUACACUCGUGGUUACCUGCUUGAAAUAAUGUACUCAGACCGUGUCCUUAUUUCCAACGUUACAUUCAAAGACUCUCCCUCAUGGAACCUUCAUCCGGUAUACAGCAGCAAUGUUGUAGUGUCGAACGUCACCGUUCUUGCACCAGUUGACUCUCCAAACACCGACGGGAUUGAUCCAGACUCCUCCUCCAAUGUCCUCAUCGAGGACUGCUUCAUAGUCUCUGGCGAUGAUUGUAUCGCCAUUAAAAGCGGUUGGGACGAGUAUGGAAUUGCUUUCAACAUGCCAACCAAACAUGUAAGCAUCAGAAGGCUCACCUGCAUCUCCCCCUUCAGCGCCAUCAUCGCCCUUGGAAGCGAAAUGUCCGGUGGAAUCCAAGAUGUCAGGGCUGAAGACAUUACAGCCAUCAACACAGAAUCUGGUGUCAGAAUCAAGACAGCUAUCGGAAGGGGAGCAUUCGUGAAGGACAUUUUUGUGAGAGGGAUGACCUUGAACACCAUGAAGUAUGUUUUCUGGAUGACAGGCAAUUAUGGGCAGCACCCUGAUGACAAGUAUGACCCCAAUGCAAUCCCAGUUGUCCAGAAUAUCAGUUACAGCAAUGUGAUCGCCAAGAAUGUCACUAUAGCCGGACACUUGGAAGGAAUUGAGAAGGGGGGACCCUUCACUGGGAUAUGCUUGUCUAACGUUACCAUUGACGUUGCACAGUCGAAGAAGAAGCUGAAGUGGAACUGCACUGAUAUUGAGGGGGUGUCAAGUGCAGUGACUCCUACUCCAUGUGCUUUGCUCAAAGAUCAAGGAACUGGUGCAGCUCCAUGUCCAUUCCCUACAGAUACUUUACCUAUUGAUCCAGUCCAUGACUGCAGAAAGAGUUAAAAACUGCGACAGGGUUGGUGUGAGCUUUGUGUUCCUUGACAUUGUUCCUCCUGCCCAAACAUCAUAUAAGAGCAGAGCGCUUAUGUGCUUUCCAGUUCUUGAUAAUUGGA